ACCCUGAAUGUAGCAGCUACAACAAUAACAUGUGCCAUGUCUGCUUCAGAGGCUAACAAUAUGGAGAAUAUUGUUCAUGAAUUGAUGAAUGAAACUGAGGAUAAAGAUAUUUUACGAGAGCUAGAGGACUUUUCAUUGGAAUUGAUUCAUGGAAAAGUCGUUUUCACAGCUUUUGACUGCUUUACAAUUGAUUACUCCUUAUUCACUAAGAUUAUCGGAGCUGUGGCAUCCUAUGUUAUCAUAUUUUUACAGUUUGGAAACUUUGAUUAUCAGCAAAUUUUCAAUGUCGAACGGAAUGAAACUGCAUCCUCUUAACUGAGCGAAGAGACUAAUUUUAUGGUGAAAUCAUUUGGAUAUUUUUUUGCCUUGUCACGUCUUAAAAUUAUAGAAUGUAGAAUAUAAAUUAUAGAAAUUUAUAGAAAUUAUAGAAUACCUAG
Macrosteles quadrilineatus (aster leafhopper) is the source of this 437-nucleotide messenger RNA. RefSeq names its product putative gustatory receptor 28b. Gene Ontology annotation, biological process: sensory perception of taste. NCBI's taxonomy places the organism in Eukaryota, Metazoa, Arthropoda, Insecta, Hemiptera, Cicadellidae. The transcript has 4 exons. The record is from RefSeq and is a predicted model, not a curated record. Bases 37 to 315 code for a protein of 92 amino acids. Gene Ontology annotation, cellular component: dendrite; axon; membrane.